GGAGUUUACCAUCAAGAUAUAUUCUGCGAAUACCGAGUGCUGUUUCUUGUGAGAUCACUGAUCGAUAUCUGAUUCAUGGCAGCUCCAUUAUAUACUACAGCCUCUGGGCUCCUGUGGCAUGCAGGUAAAAUCCUCAUCUUGACGAUAGGUCUCCCAGCCCGCGGGAAGACACAUAUUUCGCGAGCCCUGGAACGUUAUUUGCGAUGGAUGGGAGUCAAGACUCAGGUAGUAUCACUGGGCGACUAUCGUCGCAAAACAUUAGGAGGGGCUCAGAAGCUUCCUCCUGAUUACUUCACUUUAGGAGAAAAGUCUCCAGAAACUAUCGCAUUGAGGAAGAUGGUAUCCGAUGGCUGUGAAGAGCUGAUAUGGAAUUUCUUCGAGAGCGGAGGUCAGGUUGUGAUAUAUGACGCUAAUAAUGGCACGCGCAAGGGGCGGGAGACAUUGGCUGAAAAGUUUGGAAAAGCUGGCAUACAUGUGAUCAUGCUAGAGUCAUUUUGCGAUAACAAAGAAAUCAUCGAAACAAACAUCCGUAAUGUUAAGAUAUCAUCUCCUGAUUAUCGUGGCUGGGAUCCCAACAAGGCUGUAGAGGAUUACUAUGGUCGAAUUAAAGAUCGAGAACGAUCCUAUGAACCGGUUGAGGAAACAACAUGGCCUUUCAUUCGUAUCAUUAACGUUGGGGAGAAGAUAAUGGUUCAUAACAUUCGAGGUUACCUUCAGUCAAGGAUCAUCUUCUUUCUGAUGAAUAUACAUAAUAGAUUUCGCAUGAUCUAUUUUGCCCGAUCGGGACAAUCGCUUAUUGAGCAUUCUUACAAAGCUGAUUCUGAUCUCUCCCCCGCUGGGUGGGAGUAUUCCGAGAAGCUGAAAGAAUUUGUUCUCAAGAGACGUACUAAGUCUCUGGAACAAAGGGGUUACAGCGCCGAUGAUCGCCGACUAGUGAUCUGGACAUCGACUCGACGUCGUGCACAUCACACCGCAUGGCCCUUCCUGGUCGCAGCACAAACGGCGACCCACACACCCCAUCUUACUGUAGAAGAAUCUAUGGCAACUUCUGCUGAGGCCUCUACUUUGAGCGAAGUCGCAAACAUCCCCACGCUUAACGUCAAAGUCGUGGAGAAACCCCAGAUGUCCGAGAUCAACCCUGGUGUUUGGGAUGGUCUCACGCCGGACACAGCUCGAAAGUACUAUUCUGAUGAAUGGAAGCGAUUUGUUAAAGACCCAUAUGCAUUCCGUGCACCAAGGGCUGAAAGCUAUCAUGACUUGAGCGUGCGAUUGGAGCCUAUACUGAUAGAGCUGGAACGCGAAAAGGAAGACCUCCUCAUCAUAGGCCACUCUUCUGUCAUUCGUUGUCUCCUGGCGUAUCUCAUUGGAAUGCCUGCAUCCGAGAUUCCCGCCAUAGAAAUUGCACGUGGAGACCUGCUUGAAGUUGUUCCGUCUUCGUACGGUGUAGACAGCCAAGCCUUUCACUUCUGGGAUGGUCCUGGCCGACGAGGGGAAGAUGGAGGCUCAGGAGAAACUUCCAAAGAUGAAACAAAUUUCUACGAGAAUUAUGCUGAGGAUACAAAAGGAAAAAGGAGGAUUCAUAGGGAAGAAGAGCUCGAAGGAGACAAGAUUUAAUCAUAUAAGAAGGUAUAAAUGGCUGAUAGGCAGUAGAGAAUAAUUUUUGUACAGAACGAGCAUUUGGCAUUUGUAUUGUACAUGUACUUUUAGAUUCUAGAGAGUUGAGUUCA
Serpula lacrymans var. lacrymans S7.9 is the source of this 1727-nucleotide messenger RNA. RefSeq lists its product as uncharacterized. Gene Ontology annotation, biological process: fructose metabolic process; fructose 2,6-bisphosphate metabolic process. Bases 76 to 1614 code for a protein of 512 amino acids. Gene Ontology annotation, cellular component: cytosol. Gene Ontology annotation, molecular function: 6-phosphofructo-2-kinase activity; fructose-2,6-bisphosphate 2-phosphatase activity; ATP binding. Lineage: Eukaryota; Fungi; Basidiomycota; Agaricomycetes; Boletales; Serpulaceae. The transcript is spliced from 10 exons. The record is from RefSeq and is a predicted model, not a curated record.